AUGUUUCCAGUGGGUCUCCUGGUCCUGCUGCUGCUCUCCUGCAGCUGGGCAAAUGAGAUCCAAAGCACCCAAGAAGAAGAGGAUCUUUCUGUCUCUGUCCUACUUGAGAAAGCAAACAGGAACAUAGUGCGUGGCCCCGAUGAGCCGAUUGUUGAGGGGGACAUCGCCGUCGUCUCUGAGAAAAACGCAGACCCCUGCACGGCUCGCGGCUGCAAGUGGCCGAAAUACUCUGACGGGAACGUUUAUGUGCCCUACGUCAUCGCCAACCACUACUCAUCCCGCGAGUUAUCCAUCAUUGAGCGUGGACUGCAGUCCUUCGCCUCCUCCACCUGCAUCCGCUUCAGGCGUCGCACCAAUGAGAGAGACUACGUGCACAUCCAGUCCGGCAAUGGGUGUUACUCCUACGUGGGCCGCACUGGUGGAGGUCAGGUGGUGUCCCUGAGCCGCCAGGGCUGCAUCUAUCACGGCACGGUCCAGCACGAGCUCCUGCAUGCACUGGGGUUCAACCACGAGCAGACCCGCAGUGACCGUGACAACCACAUCCGUGUCCUGCUGCAGAACGUCAUCUCUGGAAUGGAACACAAUUUCAAUAAAAUCAACACUAACAACCAGGGAACCCCAUAUGACUACAACUCUGUCAUGCAAUAUCACAGGUAUGCCUUCUCAAAGAAUAACCAGCCCACCAUGAUACCCAUCCCGAACAGCAAUGUGGAAAUUGGGAAAGCCACCGCGAUGAGCCGCAAUGACAUCCUAAGGGUUAACAAGCUGUACCAGUGCAGUGGAUACUACUGAUCCAAGAGCUCUGGAAUUGCCAAUGAGAAGCAAUGAGAAGAAGAAGCCUAACACUCAAGACUUUUUGAUUUCAUUUUGCUUGCUUUAACAACAAUGUUCUGUAGGCUUAAAUGCCACAGUGGCACAUAAUCUUCAAUA
Molecule: messenger RNA, 930 nt
Organism: Megalops cyprinoides (Indo-Pacific tarpon)
Lineage: Eukaryota; Metazoa; Chordata; Actinopteri; Elopiformes; Megalopidae
Product: high choriolytic enzyme 2-like
Exons: 9
Coding region: 1-792 (263 amino acids)
Biological process (GO): proteolysis
Molecular function (GO): metalloendopeptidase activity; zinc ion binding
Source: RefSeq, a predicted model, not a curated record